This is a messenger RNA of Durio zibethinus, 1961 nucleotides long. Lineage: Eukaryota; Viridiplantae; Streptophyta; Magnoliopsida; Malvales; Malvaceae. The record is from RefSeq and is a predicted model, not a curated record.
UCUUCCUUCUCAAAUUGUUUAUUGCUUUUCUUAAUUCUUUUAGUUUGAAAUAGUUUUUAUGUCAACAUGUUUUCUUCGACUUUUCAUGCUUCGUGUCUUAGUUUUUUGAGUUUUGACAUCAAGCGAUUGAUGAAUCUUCCAUAUCUUUCUGGGUACAACUUGGUUUUUGGCACUGUCACUGUGUGGUUCACGGUUAUCUUUCUCGUUGAAAAGAUCUGAGAGAUGACCAUUGACAAUUUAUCGUAAAGGAAAAUUUUGUGGGAUUUGGUGUAAUCACCACUGAAUUUAAGAAGAAUGGUUUUGGUUUUUGACACGAGUUUCGGAGUUAAUACUAGGUAGAUAGGAAUUUAUGUUAUCUUGUCUCUAUCUUCUUUUGCUUAAAUGAUAGGCAAGUUCGCAGUUUAAUGAUUAUUCUGUAGAAUUUAUAUAUGGGUCCACAUCAUGUUAUUUUCUGUAUUCGUUCUUAUUUCUAGCUUAGCGGUAAUUGUCAUUGGCGUGCAGAACAGCCAUCAUUGAAAUGUGAAAACAGUAAAGAACUUGGCCCAUAAAAAUGUGUGUUCAUGUUAAUUAAAGUGGUCCUAAAAUCUCAGAUAAUUGUCAACGUUUUUAUGUUAGUCAGCCUGUCACUAACUAUGGGUGUAUUCGAAGACUAUAGGCAUCCUUUUGCUGUGUCAUAUCUUGGAACCUCUCUUUUGUCACUUUAUCUGCCAAUAGCAUUCUUUAAGGACUGGUUAGUAAAGCACCUGAGAGGUCGCUCUUGUAAUGCCAAAGGCCCAAAAGGAGUUAGCAAGUCCUCUGUGGAACUAAAUUCUCCUGUAAAACAUGAUAAUAAGCAUGGCAAUUUUCAAGUUGAACAUCAAGCACCAUUGCCUAAGGACUGUGUCAUUGACUUCUGCAUUAAGGAGGAGGGAAGUCCCGUGGUUUCUAGACGCAAAGAUAUUAUGGAAGCACCAAAGCAAGAAAGAAUUCUUAGUGCAAAGGAAAUUGCUGCAUUUGGCUUUUGCAUGGCUCCUAUCUGGUUUGCAACAGAGUAUCUAACGAACGCCGCUCUCGCAAGAACAAGUGUUGCUAGUACAACAUUGUUGUCCUCAACUUCAGGACUUUUCACUUUAAUAAUUGGAGCACUUCUGGGUCAAGACUCUAUAAAUACAGUGAAAGUAGUUUCCGUCAUAAUUAGCAUUGCCGGUGUUGCUAUGACUACACUUGGAAAGACAUGGGCUGCAGAUGAAUCAAAAUCAGGCACUAACAAAAGUGGAAAUCAUUCUCUUCUAGGCGAUCUUUUCGCUAUCCUCUCAGCUAUGAGUUAUGGACUGUUUACAGUUUUGCUUAAAAAGUUUUCUGGAGAAGAAGGAGAAAGGGUAGACAUGCAGAAGUUGUUUGGCUGUAUAGGAUUGUUUUCACUAGUUUCCCUUUGGUGGCUUGCAUGGCCUCUGACUGCCAUUGGUAUCGAACCAAAGUUAAUGUUUCCUCAAUCAGCUAAAGUGGGAGAGAUAAUCCUUAUAAACAGUUUUGUUGGAAGUUUUCUGUCUGACUACUUCUGGGCAUUAGGUGUUGUCUGGACCUCCCCCCUGGUAGCUGCACUAGGUGUUUCACUUACCAUACCUAUUGCAAUGUUGGAAGACAUGCUAAUUCAUGGUCAACGGUAUUCAGUGAUCUACAUGAUUGGCUCGGCUCAGGUAUUCCUGGGAUUUCUAAUAGCUAAUAUUUCAGACUGGAUUUCACAGAAGUUGAGAUGGUAGAGCUUCAACAUAAGGCAAAGCUUUCAUUUUCCACCAAUACUAUCCGUUUCACCUAGCCUUGAUGAUGCAUGGCCCCCAUAUUGUUUGCAAGGCCUGCUGAAAUGAUACAUAAAAGUUAUAUGAAAGUAUAUACUAAUGUUAUAUGUACCAAAGAAAAAGGAUAUGUUGAUGUUAUGAAGUUUGCUGACUGGCUGUGGAAGAUGAAUGUUUGUUAAUGAAAAU